UUCAGACCAUAUUAUACAGCAAGGUUGAUAUGACUUUCUGUCCUACAAGCAACCAAAUAAAUGUGUGCAGAGACAGGAUUUUAGAAUGUAGCCUGCAUGCCUUCAGAAGACGCCGUUUUGAUCCAGCAGCAAAACUGGAUGUUAUUUUUGUGGAUGAGGAGGGCAGCGCUGAAGGGGCAGUUGAUGAAGGUGGUCCCACACGAGAAUAUCUCAGACUGUUAAUGAGGGCAAUUCAUCAAUCUAAUGUCUUUGAGGGGCACGAGAAUGACCGCCAUCUAGCUUUGGACACUAGUGCGUUGGAGUCAAAAAUGUACAACUGUAUUGGAAAAAUGAUAUCAGUCUGUUUGGUGCAUGGAGGCAUUGGACCACAUUUCUUCUCUCAAAGGCUGUAUGACCACAUUUGUGGCACAUUGUCUCAACCUACCCUGGUUGAGGACGUUGUUAACCGUUCAUUCAGAGAGCAGCUGAUCAAAAUUCAGGAUGCAAACACAGUCGUGGAGGCAAACGAAGCCAUUAUGCAGGCAGCAGAUACCCUGAGCAUUGUUGGAGCAUUAAGGCCUGUAACUACUCUGGAAGAGAGGGACUCCCUUGUGCAAUCUGCUGCAGACUUCUUUGGAAAUGGCCGAGUGUGCACUGCAUUGCAACAGUUUGUGGAAGGUUUGAAGACUCUCAAUGUGCUAGAUGAGAUUCAGAAAAACCCUGCAGUCUUUCAUGAAUUGUUUGUGAAACUGUAA
Molecule: messenger RNA, 734 nt
Organism: Poecilia latipinna (sailfin molly)
Lineage: Eukaryota; Metazoa; Chordata; Actinopteri; Cyprinodontiformes; Poeciliidae
Product: G2/M phase-specific E3 ubiquitin-protein ligase-like
Exons: 4
Coding region: 30-734 (234 amino acids)
Molecular function (GO): ubiquitin-protein transferase activity
Source: RefSeq, a predicted model, not a curated record